Molecule: messenger RNA, 1345 nt
Organism: Vigna umbellata (rice bean)
Lineage: Eukaryota; Viridiplantae; Streptophyta; Magnoliopsida; Fabales; Fabaceae
Product: glyoxylate/hydroxypyruvate reductase HPR3-like
Cellular component (GO): cytosol
Molecular function (GO): hydroxypyruvate reductase [NAD(P)H] activity; glyoxylate reductase (NADPH) activity; NAD binding
Source: RefSeq, a predicted model, not a curated record
UGGUGGAUUUCAACGAUAUAGUUUGUUAGAGGAUUGGGGUUAUGGGGGUUUAGAGAGAGUGAAGCAUCUUCAAUCCAAAGCUUCUUCAAUGACAAAAGAAGCAAACCAUAGCAGCAGUGACAUGAAAGGUCUUCCCAAAGUGCUGGUUCUGGGUCCUCCUCUUUGCUUCUCAUCACUUCAACCUCUCUACUCUCACAAAUUCCAUUUUCUCAAUUCUCACCUAACAGAUCUCUCGCUUCAACAUUUCCUUCAACUCCACCACCCUCCCUCUAUUACCGCUAUUCUCUGCGACGCCGCCGGCUACUCCGUAACCGCUGAAGUCCUCCACCUCCUCCCAUCGCUCCGCCUCCUCGUCACCAUCAGCGCCGGAACAAAUCACAUCGACCUCCGUGAGUGUCGCCGCCGCGGAAUCGAGGUCGCCGGCGCCGGAGCUAUUUUCUCGGAGGAUGUGGCAGAUAUGGCCGUAGGUCUGCUCAUUGACGGAAUGAGGAAAAUCUCUGCGGCAGAUCGGUGGUUAAGGACGCAGAAUGGCCACAAUGCGCCCUGGCAUUUAUUCCCAUUAGGGUCCAAGUUAUCAGGGAAGCAAGUUGGGAUUAUUGGAUUGGGAAGCAUUGGCAUGGAAGUGGCGAAAAGGCUCGAGUCUUUUGGUUGCAUAAUCUCAUACAACUCUAAGCAUAAAAAAACUACAGUGUCAUAUCCUUUCUAUUCCAGUGUUGUUGAGCUUGCAACUACUUGCGACGUUCUUGUGCUCUGUUGUGAGCUAAAUGAGCAAACCAAACACAUAAUUAACAGGGAAGUCAUUCUGGCGUUAGGAAAAGGAGGAUUUAUUGUGAAUAUUGGAAGAGGGGGUCUUAUUGAUGAAAAGGAAUUGGUAAAGUGUUUGAUGGAAGGUGAAAUUGGAGGUGCUGGUUUGGAUGUGUUUGAGAACGAGCCUCGUGUUCCCCAAGAGCUCUUUGAAAUGAAUAAUGUGGUUUUGUCUCCACAUGCUGCUGUUCUUACUGCGGAAUCUUUCAUGAAUAUGUGUGAACUUGCUGGAGGGAAUUUAGAAGCGUUUUUCUCGAAUAAGCCCCUAAUCACUCCAGUUAUGUUGCCUGAAUAACUUGUUCUUUUGACAGCACAAUAUCGUGCUACAGAACUCUAUUUGGGUAAGUUUUUGAAGUCCAUUUUUAUAGCACAGAGUACAUGCUUUUCUUAAUUAUUUUAGUAUUUUCUUUAGAUUCUUCUCCUACAUAUUUAGUAAAAGUAGGAUUCUUCAAGAUGCAUGAAAAAACUACUGUUCUAGCUUAUGUUGUUUCUCUCAAGAUCGUAUACACAGUGUUUCGUUUUAAUAUUGUACAUUUAUCUU